Molecule: messenger RNA, 1503 nt
Organism: Alosa alosa (allis shad)
Lineage: Eukaryota; Metazoa; Chordata; Actinopteri; Clupeiformes; Clupeidae
Product: zinc finger protein 84-like
Exons: 4
Coding region: 1-1503 (500 amino acids)
Biological process (GO): regulation of transcription by RNA polymerase II
Molecular function (GO): RNA polymerase II cis-regulatory region sequence-specific DNA binding; DNA-binding transcription factor activity, RNA polymerase II-specific
Source: RefSeq, a predicted model, not a curated record
AUGUGGGUAGAUGUUCAAGAGAAAUUCAUACAUGAGAAAAAACAUGCCAUAUCAGUAUUUGGCAAGUGUCCCAGGACCAGUUUGAAUCUCACCAUUCAUCAAUUUGUUCAUGCUGGGGAAAAGACACAUCAGUGUUCUCAGUGUGGAAAGGCCUUUACGCAACUGUCUGAUCUCAAGGAUCAUCAGAUGAUCCAUACUGUAGAAAAGCCACAUCAGUGUUCUCAAUGUGGAAAAGCCUUUACUUAUAAAUUUCAUCUCAAGACACAUCAGAUGAUCCAUACUGGAGAAAAGCCACAUCAGUGUUCUCAAUGUGGAAAAGCCUUUACUCAUAAAUGGAAUCUCAAGAGGCAUCAGAUGAUUCAUACUAGAGAAAAGCCAUUUAAAUGUUCUGAAUGUGGAAAGGUAUUUGGACAAAAGUCUAAUCUCAGAAAACACCAGAAAAUCCAUAAAGGAGAGAAAACACAUCAGUGUUCUGAAUGUGGAAAGGUAUUUGGACAAAAGUCUGCUCUCAGACAACACCAGAAAAUCCACAAAGGAGAGAAAACACAUCAGUGUUCUCAAUGUCAAAAAACCUUUGCUCAAAUAUCUAAUCUGAAGGCUCAUGAGAUGAUCCAUACUGGGGAAAAGCCACAUCAAUGUUCUCAGUGUGGAAAAAAGUUUCGUCAAAUGUAUAAUCUCAAAAAUCAUCAGAUGAUUCAUACUGGAGAAAAGCCAUAUCAGUGUACUACAUGCGAAAAGAGAUUCGCAACCAAUUCGGCUCUCAAGAUACACCAGAGAAUCCACAGAGGAGAAAAACCAUAUCAAUGCACUACAUGUGGGAAGAGUUUCAAGAGGAGAUCAGAACUCACAAACCAUCAAGUCAUACACUCGUCUGCUCUCAGAAAACACCAGAAAAUCCACAAAGGAGAGAAAACACAUCAGUGUUCUCAAUGUCAAAAAAACUUUGCUAAAAUAUCUGUCCUGAAGGUUCAUGAGAUGAUCCAUACUGGGGAAAAGCCACAUCAAUGUUCUCAGUGUGGAAAAAAGUUUAAGUCUACGCUCAAAAAUCAUCAGAUGAUUCAUACUGGAGAAAAACCACAUCAGUGUCCUCAAUGUGGAAAAACCUCUCGUACCAUGUCUGCUCUCAAGAAGCAUCAAUUGAUCCAUACUGGAGAAAAGCCAUAUCAGUGUACUACAUGUGAAAAGAGAUUCAGAACCAAUUCGUCUCUCAAGAAACAUCAGAGAAUCCACACAGGAGAAAAAACAUAUCAAUGCACUACAUGUGGGGAGAGUUUCAGUACCAGUUCGGACCUCAAUAGUCACCAGAGAAUCCACAGAGGAGAAAAAACAUAUCAAUGCACUACAUGUGGGAAGAGUUUCAAGAGGAGAUCACAACUCACCAACCAUCAAGUCAUACACUCUGAGGAAAAGCCACAUCGGUGUUAUCAAUGUGGAAUGGCUUUUUGUUUAAAAAGUCUACUUAGAAGACACCAAAUGAAACAUUUUGUAGAAAAGUCAUAUUAG